AUGGGAAACUGUUGCAAGGCGGCAUCACCAAUGGAGUGGGACGGAGAGGACUGGAGUGAUUUGAAGCCGAAGAAGACGAGUUCGAGAAAAGUGAUUGACGAAAGUGGUGGUGAUGUGCUGAGUUUAGCGAAAGUGCAGAAAUUGAAGCUUAUGGAGUCGCUAAGAGCUUCUCCUGAUGAGAAUGGGAAGGUGAAGAUAAUGAUUUCAAAGAAGGAGUUGGCAAAACUGUUGUCGGGGAAGCAACAACAGGUAAAAAAGAAGCAAGCAGUGAGAGGUUCUGCAGAAGAUGUUCUCCUUCGCUUAAUGAAGGCCAGAGAUCAUGAAUCUGGUCAGGGAUUGUGGAUGCCUGCUCUAGAGACUAUUCCUGAGUCUAGUUGA
Messenger RNA from Vigna angularis (adzuki bean), 378 nucleotides. RefSeq lists its product as uncharacterized. The record is from RefSeq and is a predicted model, not a curated record. Lineage: Eukaryota; Viridiplantae; Streptophyta; Magnoliopsida; Fabales; Fabaceae. The coding region runs from base 1 to 378 and encodes 125 amino acids. The transcript has a single exon.